Messenger RNA from Amphimedon queenslandica, 1315 nucleotides. Its product is annotated as propionyl-CoA carboxylase beta chain, mitochondrial-like. Lineage: Eukaryota; Metazoa; Porifera; Demospongiae; Haplosclerida; Niphatidae. The record is from RefSeq and is a predicted model, not a curated record. Bases 28 to 1248 code for a protein of 406 amino acids. The transcript has 15 exons. Gene Ontology annotation, cellular component: mitochondrion. Gene Ontology annotation, molecular function: propionyl-CoA carboxylase activity.
ACAGUAUUUGGUGGUAGUCUAUCAAGUAUGCAUGCUCGUAAGAUAUGUAAGAUAAUGGAUAAGGCAGUAUCAGUAGGUGCUCCCAUUAUUGGUCUCAAUGACUCUGGAGGGGCCAGGAUACAAGAAGGAGUGGACUCACUAGCUGGAUACGCUGAUAUAUUCCUGCGUAAUGUGAUGUCCUCAGGAGUAGUCCCACAGAUAUCAUUAAUAAUGGGACCUUGUGCAGGUGGUGCAGUAUAUUCUCCUGCUAUUACUGAUUUUACAUUCAUGGUUAAGGAUACCUCGUACAUGUUUGUUACUGGCCCCAAAGUAGUUGAAGAAGUGACUAACGAGGUUGUAUCAGAUCAAGAACUGGGUGGGGCUUUGACACACACUAAGAAAUCUGGUGUGGCCCAUGGAGCAUUUGAGAAUGACAUUGAUGCACUAUCACAGUUAAGAGAGUUGAUAGAUUACCUUCCAUUAAGUAAUAAAGAUCCAGUACCAGUUAGACAAACUAGCGAUAAAAUUGAUCGUGAUCUCACUGCUCUCAAUUACAUCAUUCCUCCUUCCUCUGACACUCCUUAUGAUAUGUCUGACAUCAUCAAAGCUGUUGUAGACGAGGAAGAGUUCUUCCAAAUAAUGCCCGACUACGCUAGGAAUAUAAUUGUGGGAUUUGCCAGGUUGAACGGACAGACAGUGGGUGUGGUUGCUAACCAGCCCAAUCAAAAAGCAGGUUGUUUGGAUAUUAAUGCAUCAGUGAAAGGUGCUCGUUUUGUUAGGUUCUGUGAUGCUUUUUGUAUUCCACUGAUAACCUUCGUUGAUGUACCGGGAUUCCUACCAGGUACUGAUCAGGAGUAUGGUGGUAUUAUUAGACAUGGAGCUAAACUAUUGUAUGCUUAUGCUGAAGCUACUGUACCUAAACUAACUGUAAUCACCAGAAAAGCUUAUGGUGGAGCUUAUGAUGUGAUGAGCUCCAAACAUUUAAGAGGUGACAUUAAUUAUGCCUGGCCUACUGCUGAGAUAGCAGUAAUGGGAGCAAAGGGAGCUGUUGCUAUUUUAUAUCGUGGAAAGACUCAAGAAGAAUUAUUAAAGUUACAAGCAGAGUAUGAAUCAACUUUAUGCACUCCUUUACAAGCAGCUGCUAGAGGAUUCAUUGAUGAUAUUAUAAUGCCUAGUACCACUAGAAGGCGUCUCAUUACUGACCUGGAGCUUCUUUCCACUAAAACCCAACACACUUUUAAUAAGAAACACGGGAACAUACCUUUGUAACUAAUAAUUAAUUAUUAUAAUUAUUAUUUGAAUUAUUGCACAAGAUCUUGUGAAUACUCAGCUCAAA